Molecule: messenger RNA, 1252 nt
Organism: Morone saxatilis (striped sea-bass)
Lineage: Eukaryota; Metazoa; Chordata; Actinopteri; Moronidae
Product: hematopoietically-expressed homeobox protein hhex-like
Biological process (GO): regulation of transcription by RNA polymerase II; cell differentiation
Molecular function (GO): RNA polymerase II cis-regulatory region sequence-specific DNA binding; DNA-binding transcription factor activity, RNA polymerase II-specific
Source: RefSeq, a predicted model, not a curated record
GUAAACCUCUGCUGUGGACCCCGUUUAUCCAGCGGCCCUUGCACAAAAGAAAGGGCGGUCAGGUCCGGUUCUCUAACGACCAGACGAUCGAGCUGGAGAAGAAGUUCGAGACGCAGAAGUAUCUGUCACCUCCGGAGAGGAAGCGGCUGGCCAAGAUGCUGCAGCUCAGUGAGAGACAGGUUAAAACCUGGUUCCAAAAUCGACGAGCGAAGUGGCGAAGACUAAAACAGGAAAACCCUCAGGGAAGUAAGAGGGACGUGGAGGAGGACAACUCUGCCGGGAGGAGUCAUAAAGGAGAUGAGCUGACCGAGCCUUCCGGGAUCCAGAGCCCGAAGCACAGACACACAGUCCCGGCCUCCGAGCUGGCUCAGACGGGCCGCUGCGUGAACUCCGUGUCCCCGCAGCAGCCCCACACAGAGCUGGACUCUGACGUGUCAGACGAUACAGACCAGGAGCUGGACAUAGAGGACGACGCCGAGUUCACACUGAACCCCUAGUUCUGAACCACACACGGGCUCCACUGAUACUGGAUUCAGUUGGACAAUAAUUAGGAGCUGGAUGAUGAAGAUCACAGGACCUUCAUUGGGGCUGUUUCACCCAGAAUGACAGACAGGAUUUCAGACUGGUUCCUGAUGUUAUAUUUUGGUAACAUUUUAUCUUCCAGCGCCUUUCACACAGGAUUGUCAUCUCUAUUUUACAUUUGUCUUUUUGUAUAUAAUGCCUAGUACUCUGUUGUAUUUGUGUUGAAUGUUUCUGCUCUACAGCAGGGGCGGAUCUGGAGGGGCGGCAUAUGGUGGCACCUGCCACCUAUUAGCGACCUCAGCUGUCAACCCAGUUUAGUGUCAAAUUAAACUCAUUAAUUUAGUAAUUAAAGUAAGUAAUUAAUUAUAAACAUAGCUGUUAAAAAAACUUUUUGAAAUUAAUUGGAUUAUCAGUUAAGUCCACAUUUUAGAAAAAAUAAGUCUAAAAUUUCUAAAGAUUUGGAAAUGUGUUGAUUUUUAAUGUUACCUUUAGAUAUUUCUGUUCAAUGCUUUACUAAUGUGCCACAAUACUGUUUUUGAGUUUAAAUAUCUUAAUUUGGGGGCUUUUCCAAACAAAUAUUGAUAUAUGUGAUUGUUUGUGAUUAAAUCAGCAUAUAUUUCUGCCACCCUCUUCUCUAGAUCCGCCCAUCCUCUGCAGAUAAGUCUCUCCUGUACUGUGUGUGGAUGUAAAAUGCUCUUAUGGGCUGCUGCCACAUGAUGUUUUGUUUGGU